AUGUUCCAAUUUAAAUUCCACAAAACUAAAAAAGAGAAACCUAAGAGCGACAAGGACAAAGCGUCCAGCCAAAAUUCCGCACAGUUUUUCAAGCAGUUUUUACAAGAAGCCAAAGAAGAGUUCCUGAGGAAAUGGGAAACGCCAGAAAAGGCUGUGGAAGCCCUGACUGGAGUAAAACAAUCCAGGCAAACUUCGUGCGCCAUCGGCCUCGAAGCCUUCACCAGAUUAAAAACACUCGGCACUGGCAGCUUUGGUCGAGUCAUGCUCGUGCGGAUGAUCGAUGGAGAAAAAUAUUAUGCUAUGAAAAUUUUGGAUAAGUCAAAGGUCGUCAAGUUGAAACAAGUAGAACAUACGCUGAACGAGAAAAGAAUUCUUAAUGCAGUUACCUUCCCAUUUCUUGUAAAUCUUGAAUAUGCCUUUAAGGACAAUACAUAUUUAUACAUGGUGCUGGAAUAUGUUCCAGGAGGCGAAAUGUUCUCCCACCUGCGAAGAAUAGGUCGAUUUAGUGAACCGCAUGGGCGAUUUUAUGCCGCACAGAUCGUACUGGCGUUCGAAUAUCUUCAUCAUCUCGACCUUAUUUAUCGAGAUCUUAAACCAGAAAAUUUACUUAUCGACCAGCAAGGAUACAUAAAGAUCACAGAUUUUGGCUUUGCGAAGCGUGUCAAGGGACGAACGUGGACUCUGUGUGGAACUCCUGAAUACUUGGCACCGGAAAUCAUCUUGAGUAAGGGUUAUAAUAAAGCAGUGGACUGGUGGGCACUCGGAGUGCUCAUCUACGAAAUGGUGGCCGGAUAUCCUCCAUUCUUCGCCGAUCAGCCGAUUCAAAUUUAUGAAAAGAUUGUUUCUGGAAAGGUUCGAUUCCCUGCGCAUUUCUCGUCUCAUCUAAAAGAUCUUCUCCGUAACUUGUUGCAAGUUGACCUGACAAAGCGAUUCGGUAACUUGCGCGCCGCCGUGUUAGACAUCAAAAAUCACAACUGGUUCCAGGCUACUGACUGGAUUCAAACAUACCAGAAAAAGACAGAAGCGCCAUUCAUUCCAAAGAUCCUGUCAGAGGGCGAUACCUCCAACUUCGACGACUACGAGGAGGAGGAGUUAAGGAGACACGCGACCGAGAAGCACGCCAAGGAGUUCGCCGACUUCUAA
Messenger RNA from Oikopleura dioica, 1143 nucleotides. Lineage: Eukaryota; Metazoa; Chordata; Appendicularia; Copelata; Oikopleuridae. The record is from the annotation of a GenBank genome assembly.